Lutra lutra (Eurasian river otter) is the source of this 2419-nucleotide messenger RNA. RefSeq names its product killer cell lectin like receptor G1 (gene KLRG1). The record is from RefSeq and is a predicted model, not a curated record. The transcript is spliced from 6 exons. NCBI's taxonomy places the organism in Eukaryota, Metazoa, Chordata, Mammalia, Carnivora, Mustelidae. Bases 329 to 904 code for a protein of 191 amino acids.
UGAGCCCUUCGUAACCAAUUCUGCUCAGCCCAUCCUAUCCGCAUUUCUGGUGUCCUCGGGAAAGAACAAUCCUCUUUUAGUCUCCGUGCUUUUGCCAAGAUCCUCCGCGGUUUCCCUCAGCUGCAGAUUUUGAGCCAUUUCCUGAAAAACUGCUUCUGUCUUUAUCAUACUGGGCCAUUUGAAAAAAAAAAAAAAAAACAAAAAAAAAACCCAACUUGAAAACCUUCAAAUUUCCUGCUCGCGGUUGAGACAUCGGGUUGUUCCCUCACUGACAUGUGUCUCUUCACACUUCUGUAAUUUUACUCUCUCAACUGAAUGCAAAUAUUAGAUGGAGAUAAUGGACAAUGUUAUUUAUUCUACAUUUCCAUUGUCUACAGAACCUCAAACCCAGAAUGAUUGCAGACCACAGCAAAAAGUUUCUUCUUCCAGGUUCCCUCUCUCACACCAGGUGGCAAUAGGUUUAGGACUUCUGAACAUCAUUUUUGUAUGUCUCCUGCUUGUCCAAUGGAUUCACUGCCAGGGUUCUAGUCGUACCAGUUGUUCCAGUUGUUGCAGUUGUCCAGACCUCUUUAUGAAGAAUGGUAACUACUGUUAUUACUUCUCAAUGGAGAAAAAAGACUGGAAAUCUAGCCUGGAAUUCUGCCUGGCUAAAGAUUCACAUCUCCUUGAGUUCACAGACCGACAGGAAAUGAGCCUAGUUAAACAGUUACUCAAAGAUGAUUUUUACUGGAUUGGUCUGAGGAAUGAAGCUGGCUGGAGGUGGGGAGAUGGGUCACCCCUAAACAUCUCAAGCAUCAUUUCAAACAACUUGAUCCAGAAGUGUGGAGCCAUCAAUGGAAACGGUCUCCAAGCCUCUAGCUGUGAAGUUUCUUUACCGUGGAUCUGUAAGAAGGUCAGACUUUGAGGGAGUCAGAUCUGUGGUAAGGCUCCCUCACAAGAGGGAGCAGGCCUCUGGAUGCUCAGAUGACCAUGAGCAUGUAUUUGGUGAAUGCUGAACCUUCUAGGACAUAGCAUUCGAUGUAAGAUUAGUGCAGCUUCCCUGGGAACUGCAGAUUUGUUGCUGGACUCUCCUUGUGAACAUUUAGAUAUUAUCCUAACAGUUUAAAGAUCAGAUCUAGGAUCGUUUGGGAAAUACAAAUUUUUUGUAGUACUUCUUACUGUAGUGACUUAUGCUGCCUCCUUCAUUCCCCAUUCCCACCAUUUCUGUCAAAAGUGUACCUUUCCUCUAUGUUAUGGUCCGAACUGACGAAAUCUGCGCAGGUAUAUACUAUUGCUCAUGCGUUAUAGGUGUUUUCUUUUUUUUUUUUUUUAGACUUCAUUUAUUUAUUUGACAGACAAAGAGAGAUCACAAGUAGGCAGAGAGGCAGGCAGAGAGAGAGAGGGGGAAGCAGGCUCCCUGCCGAGCAGAGAACCUGAUGCGGGGCUUGAUCCCAGGACCCUGAGAUCUUGACCUGAGCUGAAGGCAGAGGCUUAACCCACCGAGCCACCCAGGCCCCCCCCCCUUAUAGGUGUUUUUGAUGUGUGCUAGGAAGUUGGCAUGUUACUUAUUCCUCAUAAUAUAUUUUUAUCCUAAUGGUGGCCCUUCACGAAGAAAGCUAUAUUCUAAAGGAUAAUGCUAAUAGUGAGAACUUAAGUUGUAGAAAGAGGAUGAGAACAGGGUGGUGCUUUCUGCUUCUCAGCUCUUCACCACUUAAAGACCUGGCCUUGGCUGAAUUUAAUUUUUCUAGGCAUGCAUAGAUGUGGUUGAAUAAACUGAUAUAUGACCAUAUCUUUUCCAUGUUGUGGAUGUGUGAUUUGCAGGUUAAUUUCACAAUAGUGGUUAAUCUGAGGAAAGUUUACAGAAGCCAUUUAUGUGCUUGAUUCCCAAGUUAUUUUAGGCAUGAAUGCCUCAAAAAUGAGAAAAACUUGGUUAUUUCUCUUAAGUAGGGUUUGGAGAGGGACGCCUGGGUGGCUCAGUCGGUUAAGUGUCUGCCUUCGGCUCAGGUCAUGAUCCCAGGGUCCUGGGAUCGAGUCCCACAUUGGGCUCCCUGCUUGGCGGGGAGCCUGCUUUUCCAUCUGCCUGCCGCUUCCUUGCUUGUGCUCACUCACUCUCACGCUCACUCUCUAUCUGAUAAAUAAAUAUUAAAAAAAAUGUAGGGUUUGGAGAUAGAUAGGGAGGGAAGGUGCUGUUUAAAAGACCUAGGAGGGAAUACUGAAGGGGACCAUCAUUCUGUACUGUACUGUUGAUGAUGCUGGAUUACAAUCUCUUACCUUUCUCUCAGUUUUUAAAAAAAUUAACAUAUAGUGUAUUAUAUGUUUCAGGGACACAGGUCCGUGAUUCAUCAGUCUUACACAGUUCACAGCACUCACCGAAGCACAUACCCUCCCCAAUGUUGAUAACUCAGCCACCCGAUCCCUCCCACCUGCCUCCACUCCAGCA